AUCACAUGGCUUGAAGCAAAAGAAAAGUUCCCGAGCUGCUCUAUAAACCCUUCUCCAACGACGCAACAAGAGCAGCAGCGAAGCAAGAAGAAGAAAAAUGUUCAGGAAUCAGUACGACACGGACGUGACGACAUGGAGCCCAACGGGCCGUCUCUUCCAAGUGGAAUACGCCAUGGAAGCAGUGAAGCAAGGCUCCGCGGCGAUCGGACUCAGAUCUCGCUCCCACGUCGUCCUCGCCUGCGUCAACAAGGCCCAAUCCGAGCUCUCCUCUCACCAGAAGAAGAUCUUCAAAGUCGAUGACCAUAUCGGCGUCGCAAUCGCCGGUCUCACCGCCGACGGCCGUGUUCUCUCUCGUUACAUGAGAUCGGAGGCUAUCAAUCACUCCUUCACCUAUGAGUCUCCGCUCCCCGUCGGACGUCUCGUCGUUCAUCUCGCUGAUAAGGCCCAGGUCUGUACCCAGCGAUCAUGGAAACGUCCAUAUGGCGUGGGUUUGUUGGUAGGUGGAUUGGAUGAGUCCGGAGCCCAUCUUUACUACAACUGCCCAAGCGGAAACUACUUCGAGUAUCAAGCUUUUGCUAUCGGGUCCCGUUCUCAAGCCGCAAAGACUUAUCUGGAGCGUAGGUUUGAGAGCUUUGGGGAUUCUUCAAAAGAAGAUCUGAUCAAAGAUGCUAUUCUGGCUGUGAGGGAGACAUUGCAAGGAGAAACACUGAAGAGUUCUCUCUGCACGGUCUCUGUCCUAGGUGUCGGUGAGCCGUUCCACUUCUUGGACCAGGAAACUAUCCAGAAAGUGAUUGACACAUUUGAGAAAGUACCUGAAGAAGAGGAAGGUGAGGCUGGUGAGGGUGAGGCUGAAGCUGCACCAGCGGAGCAGGGUGGUGAUGGUGGUGGUGCAGGUGACCAAGACGUGGCUCCGAUGGAAAUGUGAGGCCUUUGUGUGGAACGCUGUGAACUGUUUUAAUUAAAUGUUUGUCGAAUUUACUUUGGAUAAUUUCAUAUGAAUCAUUUGCAAGUCGCAGCGGUUUUAGAUUAUAUGCUCGAAAUCCUCGUGGGGUUGAAAUCAUUUGGUCAUUUUAAUUUCAUAGCUACCCUUGAGACUCUGUUUUUUCAUCAUUUGAUUUAAAUCUGUUCACGACUUCA
Molecule: messenger RNA, 1137 nt
Organism: Raphanus sativus (radish)
Lineage: Eukaryota; Viridiplantae; Streptophyta; Magnoliopsida; Brassicales; Brassicaceae
Product: proteasome subunit alpha type-1-A
Exons: 2
Coding region: 98-925 (275 amino acids)
Biological process (GO): ubiquitin-dependent protein catabolic process
Cellular component (GO): proteasome core complex, alpha-subunit complex; proteasome core complex
Source: RefSeq, a predicted model, not a curated record